AUGGCUGGACGCUUAACUCAUCAAGACGUCUUGGAAACCGAGGUGAAGCGUCGACUUGGUGCGCAUAUACAGCGACGUGGCGAUGGCUUCACGGAGGCUGAAUCAAUGGGUUUGCUUCAAAUAGUGCGUAGUCACUGGCGCGAGGGAUGGGACGUUGUUGCACAGCUACACAAUGCGCAGUUCGCCAAACACAAUCGCUCGGCCGAUUCUCUCAAAAAGAAGUUUUCGCGUUUGUACCGCUCAAAUAUUCCACCACGGGGUGCCAAGAACAACCAGGCUAUCACAUUUGCUCACGUUGUGCACAAGGAAAUGAUUGAGGGUGUGCCACUCACACUCACUACAACCAUCAACGACGAGACGCCUGUUGAGUCUAGUGAAGCCAUGCUUCAGCCGCUACACAGUGACGAUCAUAGACAGGAAUUAACAAAUGAAGCGGACAAGCGAGAAAAUGGAGAGGACAAAGCUACAUCGUUUGCGACUAAAGCUGGUAGCGAUGUGCCCGCUGCUGUCCCACGGCCGCGUCAGAGGCGCCAGUCAACAGAUUGGCAACAUUCGACUGUAGACACCACACCGUUGCCGAGCGAUGAUCUGUUGACGUCAGUACUUAAAGUUAUUCUCCGCUCGCAAUACCAGCGCGAUCUGGAUAGAGAUGAGGAUCUUCGGCGUCGAGAAGAGGAAAGGCAACGUCGGAGGGAAGAGACUGAACAGCGACGACGGGAGGAGGAACGUCGACGCGAUGAAGAACGGGAAGAACGACGUCGCCGCAGUGAAGAACGCGCUGAAGAGCGCGCUGAAAACCGUCAUCGGCACGAGCAGUUUAUGCAAAUGAUGAUGCUGCUCAUGGGCAAGGAUGGCAGCCGCCAACUACAAGAUUCCGAAACUUGA
This is a messenger RNA of Plasmopara halstedii, 885 nucleotides long. RefSeq lists its product as uncharacterized. Lineage: Eukaryota; Oomycota; Peronosporomycetes; Peronosporales; Peronosporaceae. The record is from RefSeq and is a predicted model, not a curated record. Bases 1 to 885 code for a protein of 294 amino acids. The transcript has a single exon.